Messenger RNA from Xyrichtys novacula (pearly razorfish), 33046 nucleotides. The record is from the annotation of a GenBank genome assembly. NCBI's taxonomy places the organism in Eukaryota, Metazoa, Chordata, Actinopteri, Labriformes, Labridae.
GCUAACCUCAGCUAACUUGAUAGUGGCUUGGCGAUUUUUACUUUAAAGAGGCAAAACAAGCCGUAAUGCAGUUAGAUGUCCACCGUUUUACCAUUUUGGGCGUUAAAUCCUGGAUGUUUUUGCACUCUGGCCUCUUUUCGUGUGCCCUCCGCGGUGUUGAGCCGUCAUUUUAAGGACGGAGCAUGACGCAGGGUUUUCACGGAGAAGAAGCCGACACUGCAAAGGAGCCUUAAGUUUACAUUGGCUACUGUUGACAUAAGCAGCCUACAGUAGCGAGGACGGCAAAUCCGAGUCACAAGACUUCUCCACCGAGCUGGACGGCUGCCUUCGACCCUAACAGGUACGGUUUAACUAAAAUAAGCGUGUCAGCGUCGAAAUAUUAAAUCUACGCGGCGAUAAAGUCGACUAAAAAGCAGUAACGGUCGACCGGCUCGAGCUCAACGGUUGAAUUUUAUCACUUGGUUUGAAAAGGCGCUCGAGCUCGUGACAGGAGGAGUGUAACGGUUGUUUUGCUAAAGCUAAGCUAAUUAUCAGCCUUCCUCCGACCGCAGUUUGUUUUUCCACCGUGACGCGGUUGUUCUGCUGGUUUUCUUACUCUUGACAUGCAGCGAGUAGAAAAGCGGAAAUCAUUGCGAAAAACUUCCCCGUAAGUGGAGAUGCCGCGCUGUCAGUCCCUGCCUGCGAUGAACUGUGCGAUAUGAGCGGCGGUUUCUCAACAAGAGCCCACCGACGCACUCAGAGAAAGCCGCUUUAACUGCGCCGUGUAUUCGUUAAACAUGUUUAAGUUUUUGUCGAGCUUACUUCGGAAGUAUACGGGCAACAGCCGCAGAGGUAAAGGCUGUCUUCACCUUGUGUAAACCCCAGUGGUUGUCGCUGUGUGUUUAACUCUCUUCACCCCGUGGCCGUGUGCUUUAAACAGGGUUUCGCAGGAUGGAAACCGCCGGGUACCGCACAGGGAGCUUUGAGGCCCUCCAUCAUUCCAGCGACGAUGAUGAUGAUGACAUGGUGGACAUUGCAGGAGGCACUUUGGACUUCUCCAACUCGGACGACGUCCCCCCUCUCAGCUCAGGUACCAGAACAAGUCUUAGUUACUCCUUAAAGCUGCAUGGACACGUUUCUGGAAGGAUCUUGACAUGAGAAAGUGAACAAGGGUUGUACAAACCAAGAAAUAUUUCAAAUACAUGAACAAGAACUAUAUCUUAAAAUGGUCUCUGGGACUUUCUGGAAAUACUAAUGUGCUUACUAUGAUGAGGCAGCUGCUUAGGUGACUUGUGCAACCUUUAGCAGCAAGUUUACAACCCUGAAACCCAACAUAAAGCAACUUUUAUAAAACCAUUGUGUAACCAGUCCAGAGCAUUUGGAAGCCCUUAGAAGGAUAUUCCUGCGUAAAAUUAAAUUAGGGUCAAACAUAGCGUAACACCAAGUUAGCCACUUCGUUGAGAGAUGAAUGUUGCCGAUAGGGUCCUAGCCACCAAACAUCUUUUAACUUUGCCUAAUUUCUUUAGCAAAGAGACUAAACACAACUCACCUACUCUCUUCCAGCAGCCGCUUGUUUGUAGAGAGACCUUGGGCCAAUCCAUUAGUGACUGCAGCGGAGUUUCGCAGCUCAAGGAAGAACAUUUAUAAUCAUUUCUUCAUGGAAGUGCAAUCAGAUAUGUGGUGAUAUGGUGAAUUACUUCAAGGAAAUGAUAAAGAAAUGUUCAGAAACAUCAUAAAAUGUUCUUCCUUGAGCUGCGAAACUCCGCUGUAGUCCGUAAUGGAUUGGCCUGAGGUCUCGCUACAAAUAAGCGGUUGCUGGAAGAGAGUAGGUGAGUUGUGUUAAGUCUCUUUGCUAAAGAAAUAAGGCUAAGCUAAAAAAUGUUUGGUGGCUAGGACUGGGAGUUAUGGUGUGUUUGACCCUAAAUUAAUUUUACCGGAAUAUCCCUUUAAGUGACUUGUGCAACCCUUAGCAGCAAGUUUACAACUCUGAAACCCCACUAAAAGCACAAACAACUCUUAUAAACCAUUGUGUAAUAAGUCCAGAGCAUUUGGAAGUCCUUACAUGUUUUUGAGCCAAAGGUGUUUAUUUUCUUUGCCUUGUGCUACUCAAGCUUGGCCCCCAGAUAAUACUCGUAAACUGAUGUUGGUGAAACACCAAAAGUCACAACUAGUACUAUGACUACUUCUUUUUAUGCAGUGCAUGUGCAGUCGAUGCAAAGACGUGCUUUGCUUCACAAUUUGCACCCACAGGAAUAACCUGCUUUGGUUAAACCCCCAAUGCAAAACCAAAGCGGUGAGCUGUAACCACUUUGUAGAGGUUCAGAAUAUCACCACGGUUUAAUGUGGGUCGUUGACUAGAUUCACCAUAGCUCUGAGAUCAGACCUCUUUUACCUCCUGUUGUAGUAAACAGCGGUCCUGAGGUCGUUGUUGUUUCCUCUGCUGUUGUAAAAACAGUAACGUGGCCGGAUGACUGAGUUCAGAUGUCGAGCCUCAGUGCAGCAGACUCCCUGACUGUUCUGAAUUGUUGAAUUGUUCUCUGUUAUUAUUAUAAUAAGAGUGCGAGUUCGUCACAUGCUUCCAGUGAACCGCAGCCAUUCAUCGGAAUAAUAAGCGAUCACAUGCCCUCACAUGGAAACAAACUGUAUCAACAGCCGAGCACGAAAUCCAGCAUCACAGUGAUUUACAGCUCUGAUGGUGCGUUUGUGGCACCAUCAGUCAGUUCCUGUAAUCUGUCCUACCCGGUAACUGAUGAUGUCAUCCCCUCCAACCUUUAGCACGACAAACUCCUGAUUGUCGGAAAUGAUCUUUGCCUCGCUGAGAGAGAGAGAGGAUGUUUAUUAACCAUAAAGGAGGCCGUGUCUUUGUCAUGCUGAUGUGAUUGUAGCUCUCAGGGAUCCAGCAGAAACAUUCAGUGAAAAAUGGAACCAUCAGCAUGCUAACUAGAGAGCUCAUUUGCAUUUUUGGCUCCAGAAAAGAGCUUUUAAGCUUUUUUUUUUUUCAAAGCUGCAGCUCCUGGCGAGGUUCUCACUGAGUCAUCUGAAUUGAUUCAAAACUUUAGUGAUUCUCUUUAAGAUUUCUUUUACUUCGUUUCAAACUUUGAAGGAGUUCAGAUCUGGUCCAGAUUCCCCUCAAUAAAACAUGAUUUAAGGUUUAGUGUAGAGUCCUCCACACAGCAGUGAUGCUGCCUUAUCUCUUAAGUCAACAGAGUGAUUCAGACCUCAUCCUGACGCUGUCUGUUCCUCUCAACGUUUGAUCAGAACAUCGUGAACAUCAGAUAUUUCCAGACAAAGUCAAACUGUCACAACUAAGGAGAGCUCUCUGUACAUUCACACGAACUUAAAGCUUUUUAUUAUAUCCAGAGCAGAUAAGCGUUAUCAUAAUCUUCCCAGCGCAUAUGAAAUCACUCAUUAGUCACUGAAUGGUGCAAUUAAAAACGUGUCAGCUGAUGUUAGUUGGUAGUUACUGAUCGCAUUGUGACAUUGACAAAAAUCGGCAAUGGUACAGAUUAAAAAUGAAAUCUGAAUAAGAUUAAAUUAAUGAAUCAUUCAUAAUGAUGGUAGACUUUAGGUGGAAAGAAAGAACGACGCAAAUUCAGUAAAUUUCAUAUUUUUCAACGCUAAAUUACAAUUUCAACGAUAAAUAGACGAUAACUACUCCACAGGCGGUUUUUUUUUUCGAUCAUGGUCGAUUUUUCUAAAGUUUCGCAUUCUGUGUGUCCACUUCUAAGCAAUCAGAUUUCGUGUUGUUGUGACGUCAGAUUCACCGGUAUAUCCAACAUGGCCGACCGGCUAAUUGUUUACGUGUCGGAGAAGGGAGUGCUUUUUGAUAAAAGACACAAACAUAACGACCUGAAGGACAACAUAGCGUUGGAUUUCUCAUAUGACGAUGGUUUGUGUGCUUUAACGUCUUUGUUUUAACUUUCAUCUGUGCUAACGUAAGCUAACGGUUGUUACCAUAGUUUCAUGUGCUUAUCUUAACGCCUCUGAUAGGUUAUAAGUGCUGACCGUUUGGCUUGAGCGUGUAAUGACAUUUCCAGCUUUUCUUAGCCAAUCAGAGGCAAAGGAGGCAGGACUUUCCCCGGUAUGUGUCCCCCCCCCCCCCCUGAAAGUCGCAAAAUCGCAUCGGGCUUGAUGUGUAUAGUCAGGCAGGUCAAAAUUCACCUCUAAAUAUUUCGUAAUUUCACGUUCUAUAUUCACGUCGGCCUCGGUGUGUAAGGACCUUUAGACGUUAGGCGGUACAACAUUUACCACUUAUUUAAUUUCUCCAAAACAAAACAGAAAUGCGAAUUAAUAUGUUACGAGAGCUUUCGCUGUUACUCUUUACUGUUGAUGCACUGCGCUACCAUCUUGGAUUAUAAUGUUGUCGUCAAGUCGAAAAUCCGACUUCACAGAUGAAUUUCUGAUUCGGAGCUUGGAAAUUUUGACUUCCGAGUACAAGUUGAACCUACCAUUAGUAUUCAGCCAUUCAUUUUGGGUAAAUAGUUCGCUGUUCAGUGCAUGUAUUUGGAUGCAGUUCUGGAUAAACUGCACAUAUCAAGGAUAUUUGGAUGUGUCAUAGCUGGACUGAUUUCAAUAGAGAAGAAGAAAUAGAGAAAGUGUUUUUAAACUCAGUCUUAAUGUCCAGGUUUGAUUCUGUCUCCUCCAUGACGCUCUCAUAGACGGUAGUAUCGGCUGCCCGGUCACUGCUGAUGUCAUUGUGACGUCGCCUUCAAACUAACAGAAGGACCAGUGUUUGCCAACAGGAAGGAAGUCUGUAGACAAGACUUUGUCUCAGUGGGAGAAGCUUCUGUCGGGCUGAGCUCUGUGUGUGAUUUCCACUCUGUCAGCUCUUUGCACAGCCAAGAACUGCGGCCUUGUUUCAAACUGGCAACCGUGUGUUUUUAAAAUUACACGGCGGUUUUGUGAAAGAAAACCAUGAGGACUGUAGGAGGGAGUGAGUGUGUUGGUGUUGUGACUCGGUUGAAUUCGAAACAGGAGAAUCAAAAGAGUCUCAGACGUUUUUUUUAUUGUCUUUAAAGCUCUGGGGAAAUCUGGUGAUUUUCUUUUACCCUCUUCUGUCCCGAGUCGAUCAUUUACAAGUUUAAAAAAACCUCCUGUUGCCUAGAGAGCAAACUGUGUAAUGAGUUAACUUCAGGUCGAGUCCCAGACAGACUAAAGACCUCAUGUGACCCUGUCAGAUUAGCAUCACCUCAGUUUACUUUGUGUUUCCUGUCUUUUAAGCGUUUCAACUCAAACUUCCUCCCUUUCUUUUCCACUUGACGUUCAGCAAAUUGCUGUUUAUUCCCUCUACCCGCAUUAGCAUGCACUUGAGCUCGUUGCCAAGAGGUCUUUCCAAGCUGCUAUUAAUGCAAACAUAAACAUUCAACUGUUGCUCUGGGACUCAUUAACCUUCAGAGUUAAAGAGAGUUGUGAGAGGUUGUUUCCUCAGAUACUGUCCUGGGAUUCAUAUUAAAGCGCUGAACCUCUUAGUCAACAACUAAUGUGCAAGACAGGUGAUGAACGAAGCAGUUAUUCUGCACUUAUCCUGCCUGUUUUGGUGCAUUUGCAUCAAUAAGAGUAGUGGAUUAACUGUUGUAGACCUGUGUGUCUUUAAAAUCCCUGCAGACUAAGAAGUUUUGGAGACAGAUUAUUGAAAUGGCAACGUAUAUAUGAAUAAAUACAGGUAUAAAAUAAUUUUGAUAUAUCCUCAGUAGUGUCUUAUUUGAAAAAAAGGCAUUGGUCAGGCUCUAGUACUAUAGAUUUAUUUAAAAGCACUUUUCAAAACAAGUUUUAAAGUGCUUCACAAUUAAAAACAGUUGAAUAAAACAAAAAUAGAAAAUAAAGCAGAAAAAAAUAGAGAUCCACCGAUCUAUGUUUCUCCGAUCCAAUCCGAUACGAUACAUGGGAUGAGCAUAUCGGCCAAUAUCCGAUAUUGAUCCAAGACUACUGUUGAAUAAAUGAACUAGGGCCCAACUGAUAUGGGUUUUUUGGGGGGCUGAUGCCGAUUAUUGGGGGGGGGGGGGAUCCGAUUACCGAUUAAUCGGCCAUUUUUUUUUAUUUUUUGAAGUUAUAAAAAAUAUAUAUAUAUACCGUGGGCUACUGCUUUUCAUGCCGACAGGAAGACCGACUGAUCAAAAUCGGACCAAAAAAACGUUUUCAACGACUACCCCGCCCCUCCACGCGCUGAUCGGUAAAUCAAUCUACCAACAGACAAGGUUAAAAAAAAUUUUUUAGAAAGGAGAAGCGUAUGCACAGUGAAUGAAUGAGGACCCAAGAUAGACCCCUGAGGGACUCCACAAUAUUUGGCACAUAUUUGGUGUUUUUUGGCAGCUUCUCUCAGGGUGUGUUUUCACACCUGUAUUGUUUGGAGAUGUUCUCAAACAGGGAGCUGAGGGUGUUUCUCCUCUUGGCUCUCAGACCAUUUGAACUCUCUAUUUGUACUCUGAUUUAGAACAAAACAAGCAAAAGCAGAGAUUUUGUUUAUGUGAACACAGCUGAAUCGAUUUAAACGGACAAAAAGCAGUAAAAUAAAAUGUGUCCAGACUUGAAUGGACAGAUAAAUCCGUCUGGCACAUGCAGGGUUAAACGUUUAUCAAAAGAAACACUUCCUUUAGAUAAAACCCUCAGCUUUCUCUCCCUCUCCCUCCCUCUCUCUCUCUCUCAGUGAAGUAAACAUGCCGCUGCUUGUCUUUGCUCUCCUGCAUUUCAUGUUUUCAAGGAAUAAAGAGAGAAAGGAGCCCCUCAGGGAAGAAAUUCAGAGAAAGUGUCGCUCUUCAGACAUCACUCUGAUGUUUCAAAUGCUCAAGGAUAAAAGUAAAAAACAUGCAGAUUUCUGGAGAGUUUCUCACUUUCAUCUUCUCUUUUGGACUUUUAAGGAAUUUCUCACUGUUAUUAAACAGACUUCAGAUUUCUGAAGGCAAACAAGGUUGACAGGGACUUUUCUGAAAAAACAACUGAGCUGAAGUUAAGAUGAAGCACACCAGCUGCGUUUACAUAUCGAUCAGAAGAUUCUGAUCCAGAGAGAGGGGUGGUCAAUGCCGAUCGUUAUUCCAAAACUCGUCCAUGUAAACACUUAUUCCGAUCGUGACUCUCUGUUGGAGCAAAGCUAACCAGACUGUGCAUGUGUGCCCUAUGUCAACAUGACGCGCUUCUGACGUUUGUGACAAGACGUAAACAUGGUGGAAUCCAAGAGCGGAUACAGUUUCCUCAUGUAACCCAGGAUUAAUAUGUGCUGUUGGGCUCGCUUGAUGAUCAUGUACGCUAGGAGCAAUAGAACCAAUCUCGAGACCGGGCUCAGGUCCAUUCUGAGUAGGGUUGGGUAUUGAGUCUUGAGCAUCAGUGGGGACGGGGACUAACAUUUCGAUUCUCCUGGAAUCGUUCAAAUGUUAAAAUUUCGAUUCCAAGUUUCAGUGCCGGAGUCCGCCGACCGGAAGAUAGCUGCCAGACACCAACAAGGAAGACGCCGUUAAACACCAAUGAGGACGAAGCGUAGGAGACGAAGCCACAGAGAGAGAGAGUGCAUUGGAACCCACAGUGGUUGCGGUCAAAGUUUGGCUAACUUUAGCAGGAAGAAUGAACUCUUAUCUCAGUGCAACAUUAGCAACACGGUUAUAUCAUGCAAAGGAGGAUAAACGACCAACAUGAUUAAACACCUCAGGAUUCAUGGAGAGAAAUACCUGAGUGCUCGUCUUUGACUCGCUUUGCCGGUGUCAUGCCGUAGAAUGCACCUCCGACGGAAGUGCGGUUGAAAGUACUUAACACGGAAAUAAUCCAAGUUUUCCUUAACGUUGGACGGAUUCUAAAGCGUGUGCCGGAAUCGGAAAAUUGAAAUCGAGAAUCGAUCGGAAUCAAAACUGAGAAUCGGAAUCGGAACUGGAAUCGUUCAAAAUCAAACGAUACCCAACCCUAAUUCUGAGUGGAGGGAAAAAUCCUGAAUUGGAUGGAGUGAUCCGCUACCGCGUUUGUUAGUUUGUUGACACCACAGGCGUAAAUACACCUCUUCUUCUGCUGUAGUUUUAGCGAAAUUAGACAACUCCAAAUGCUUCUAAUCUGAUUAAAGCUUGGUGCAUCUAUACGUACAUCAUGAUUGGACUAUUCCAUUUUGCGCCCGUAUAAACAGUAGAUUCAGAUUUUCCAAUCCCUCAAAUUUUUAAUCAGAUCAAGAAAUUUUGCACAUGUAAACACGGCUACUGUUGUUUGUUCCCCCACAGCUUCUGAUUUCAUAACCUGCUUAUUUAACGUAUCUCCGUUUCACCGCCUGGUAUUUAUGGAGUCCAGAUUUAUUACCGUUGUUUUAUCACCCAUGUUGUAAAGACGAGGAGGGUCAUUGUCACCAAUAAGACUUUUACGGCUCAUUAUACUUCCAUCACCUCCUGUCAGCUGCUGCGGUCAGCAGUGGACUCCUUCACUCGGACCGUCAACAGGAUGGAAUAAAUGAUUGACAGGAAUGAGUCACAGCAGCUUUGGUUACAGCGUGUGAGUGUGGAGCUGAUUCUGCUCUUACACCACCGUGUUUACUUCAUAAGGUCACAUGUAGAAGAGGAGGAAAUAGAAAAGAAGAGAUUGAGGGGAAAGUGACGAUUUUUCAGCUGCACCUUUAGAAGUAAAAAUACUAAAGGCACAGGUACAUGCAGGCCUCAAUAAAGUCAACUUCAGCUUGUUUCCUGAGGUUGGCUCCGGUUCCUCCGACCAUUUCAAACUUCAGUGACAGGAAAUCCUGAUUCGGCAACAUUUCCAAAGAAGUCCUCCUCGUUCCUGUAACAUCUCAGGAACUAAACACUGUGUUCUUGUUUUAGUGACGUCUCUUGGACCGAAAAGCUAAACUGGAUUAUCUGCAGAGUCGGCCCCUCGUACCCUCUUUAUUGAAUUUCCUCUGACCCCCCCUGAAGAUUAUUUACGACCUGAAAAAUGACAGUCCAGGACUUAAACAGGCUCACAAGACGGGCGGUUGUUGCCAUCCAGCGUCACGGGGGUUACAUGAGACGCCAAUUCCCAUGGCAACCAGACAUCAAGAGUUCAUGGUUCAAACCCUCUCCGGAGACAGUGUGUGUGUGUGUGUUUUGGCAGACAGAGCUGUGGUCAUAUGAGGGAGGCGGCGGCGGCGUGUUGAGUUUUCCAGAGUUUUCUGUCAAGAAAUGAGUGUGUGGGAGCAUUUGUGUGUGUGUGUUUUGAUGCAGAGUAAUUGUGAGAUUAUAGUGCGCUCCGUCCGUCCCCUCAGGACCCACACGGAGCGAGUGCUGAGCUCAGCAGGACGUCUCCUCACUGGAAACCCGCUUUCGGGGAAUCUGCAUCGCUGACCCAUUUUUCUGAGAUGUAAUCUGAGAGCAGACCGCAGAGCUCUCUUUGAGAUCCAGCUCAGAUCCUCCUGAUCAGAGUCCUGAGUCAGAGACCUUCAUGAUCAUAUCAGUGACAGUCAUCCAGGGACGUCUUGUGAAGGAUAUCAGGAUUAAAGGGAUAUUCCGGCGUAAAAUUAAGUUAGGGUCAAACACCGUAACACUGAGUUAGACACCCCCUCCAGAGAUGAAUGUUGCAGACCGCUUGCUUCUCUAGUUAUACCAACUUUAGUAACGACCGCACGAUAGCAAUACAGAGAGCCACACGCUCAACCAAAACGCCACUCUAUAGCCACAAAUAAUGCUCAGAACAGCACCUAACUUCAUCAACAGGACAUAUAGGGUCACAGCCAUAGUACUAGACACCAAACAUCUUUUUAACUUUGACUCAUUUCUUUAGCAAAGAGACUAAACACAACUCACCUACUCUCUUCCAGCAGCCGCUUGUUUGUAGCGAGAACUUAGGCCAGUCCAUUAAGGACUGCUGGGGGGUUUCGCAGCUCAAGAAAGAACAUUUAUGAUCAUCAAAGUGUUUUACACAGAAAAAGGAAUAAAAGAAACAGAGAAUACCCAAAUCUACCUCAGCCCAAACCCUCAUUCCCACCCCACAAUCUAAAUCCAACAGAAACAGUAUUAAGAUGCAUGAACUUAAAAAGGGCUUGAUUUUGCAGAAACAGGAAUGUGCGCACUGAGGAAACGUCAUUUUAAAACUCAAGAUAAGGAAACACUGGAGGUUUAGGUUAAAAUCUAAAAACAAAGUUUCAUAGAAUGAAAUUUAAAUAAAUAAAAACAACAGUAAAAGAUACAAAAAUAAGAGCACCAAAAUAGCUGAAAAAGGCGAUCCCGUCAUUAAAACUAGAAAGGUAUAAAUGCUAAAACACUUGAAGUUAAUGAUUUAGAGUUAAGUUAAAAGCAAGACUAAUUUCCUUGAAGUAAUAAUCUCUCAAGGAAGAACAUAAUAAAUGUUCUUCCUUGAGCUGUGAAACUCCGCUGUAGUCUGUAAUGGACUGGCCUGAGGUCUCGCUACAAACAAGCGGCUGCUGGAAGAGAGUAGGUGAGUUGUGUUUAGUCUCUUUGCUAAAGAAAUUAGGCAAAGUUAAAAAGAUGUUUUGUGUCUAGUACUAUGUCUGUGACCCUAUAUGUCCUGUUGAUGAAGUUAGGUGCUGUUCUGAGCAUUAUUUGUGGCUAUAGAGUGGCGCUUUGGUUGAGGUUUAUUUAUGGCUCCUCAGACUGCUGUGUAUUGCUAUUAUGUGGUUGUUACUAAAGUUGGUAUAACUGGAGAAGCAAUUGGUCGGCAACAUUCAUCUCUUGACUAGGUGUCUACCUCGGUGCUUCAGUGUUUGACCCUAAAUUAAUUUUACGCCGGAAUAUCCCUUUAAGUCACCCUCCUGACAGGUCCUCUGAUGUCCUCUGACCCUCUGAUGGGUCUGCUCUUCUCAGGGCAUCUUGACGUGGUUAAGGUUCUCCCUCCCUGACCCUGACGUCCUCAUGUUGGUUUUCAAGUUCUCCUAUUUCCACAAGAAUGUGUUUUUUUAAUCUCUAUCUACUCUAGAUAUAGAGAAGUGUAGAUUCCAUGGAGGUUUAUCUCAGAUCUAUUGUGUUCGAGGAAGUGAAGCAACACCAUCUGAGGUCAUAGCGGGGUUAGGGCUGGUUGAAUUUUUUUAAAAGUUUUCCUCCUCGUCUGAUUUAUGUGAGUUUUGUUCAGUUUCAGAGUUUAUGUUUUUUUUUUUUUAUCUGAUUCAGUUUUAUUACCAGUCACAGUAAACAAACCAGACCCUCAUAAUCCACCGAAUUCAAAAGAUCAGGACCUUAUAAACACACAUGACUUCAUUUUGACGCAAUACCCUCCCCUCAGCAAAUCACAGCCCACCCUCCUCACACACACCAUCCACUCCUGACUCACUCCCAGAGUCCUCUGACCAAUAAGAGAGCGCCCUGCUGGAGUCCACUUCCUCGAGGAGCUCAGAGGAGGGAAGAGAUUUCCAGUUUGAGUUGUGACACAGACUCGGGGGUUCUCAGAAAUGAGACAUGAACUGGGAGUUCUGGACUAAGCAGCUGGACGAGGAGGUUCUGGUUGAGAAUGGUGAGUGCGGGACUCCCGGAGAGUCCAGAUUUGUUGUCUUUCUGUCUGAUAAAAACUGCUCUCUGCUCUCUGGAUUGGCUGACACAAAAAGAAGUUUUCUCUUCCACACCUUCGCUGCAGCUCCUCUGCGAGUGUCUGGGUUGAAAACAGGCUGAACGGGUCAAAUAUCGACGCAGCGUUUAAUCAUUAAGGCCAUUUACAACAUCAGGCUCUGGGUCAUGUGGUUUGUGUUUCUGCACUGCAGAGAAAUAGAUCUUUCUGGUGUGUGUGUGUGUGUGUGUGUGUGUGUGUGUGUGUGUCGACGAAUCCCAAACACUCUUAUCUGAACCAGGACCUGGAUUUCCUACUUCAUGCAUGUUUGAGGUCACAGAGUUUUGAGGUCCAGCUGAGGACACGCUCAGACUCUGGAAUCAUAUUUUUUAUCCUGAUUCGACUCUCUUCUGUCUGUCCUCGUGUUUAUGAGUCUGUAUAUUUCACACGAGGUUUAACCCUCGCUCCUGAUGUCCUGACUUUCUUGCCGCCCUCAUGACGGCGGUGCAAAGUUCAGCCACUUUUGCGUUUUAACGGGGCAAAUCCACUUUUACGAUCGCAGAGAAUUUAAAGAGACAGAUUGUUCUCUAAUGAGGGAGAUAGCAGCCGCUAAGAUUCAGUUAUAGGUCGACGCAGAGCUGAUACAUGCGCUGAUAACUGUCUGUGUCCUAUCUCAUAACUAUGUCAAUCAACGGGAGCAAGUUGUUUCAGCCACAGAGUGUACUUUCGGAACAUAGAGCUGUGCAUAUAGAUGCGCAGCUCCCCCAAAAGUGCACAAAACCAGGCUCCGUAAUGACAUUAAGUCUUAAAGUGAAAAAUAAAGUGUUGAUAUUGACGUUUGUGUUUUUGUUUUCUUCAAUUUUGAUAGAAGGCUCGCUCUGACUCAGCUGAGCGGGUGAAGGUUUCGCUAAGAUUCAGUUCUAGGUCGACGCAGAGCUGAUAUAUGUGCUGAUAACUGUCUGUGUCCUAUCUCAUAACUAUGUCAAUCAACGGGAGCAAGUUGUUUCAGCCACAGAGUGUACUUUCUGAACAUAGAGCUAUGCAUAUAGAUGCGCAGCUCCCCCAAAAGUGCACAAAAUCACACCAGGCUCCAUAAUAAUGACAUUAAGAGUCGAUAUUGACGUUUGUGUUGUUGUUGUUUUCUUCAAUUUUGUUAAAAGGCUCGCUUUAACUCGAUAUCUGAACAUAGAGCUAUGCAUAUAGAUGCGCAGCUCCCCCAAAAGUGCACAAAACCACACCAGGCUCCUUAAUAAUAACAUUAAGAGUCGAUAUUGACGUUUGUGUUGUUGUUGUUUUCUUCAAUUUUGUUAAAAGGCUCGAUCUAACCUCGGUGUGUAACUUGUGCAGCUUCAUCCCAGAGCAGGUGGAGGAUUCGCACCUGCAGUCAGACUAAAACAGGCAGAUCUGAGUCAAACAUGUCCGGAUAGUUUCAUUUAUAAUCCCUAAAAUAAUCAUGUUCAUGCAUCAGAUUUCAUUGACACCUUUCUGCAGCUUUCUCCACCUAGAGUCAGCUGACUCCUGUGGUCACACCUCUCAUCGUCUCUUAAAGGGUUGUGUAAGUUUUUAACGAAGGUGAUAAACAUGUUUGUGCUCACACCAGAUGCCAGCUGAACCCUCGCCAAUAAUCUUCUCAGAUAUUUACACGUUUCUGCGCAGAGAUUAAGGAAGUGGUUUGUCUUUUUUUGCGCUCUGACUUCCCGGUUUUGUCCUAGUUUAUUAAAAAAAUACUUCAAGAUGUUGAAAUAUCUUAUGUAAUAUCGGCUUGUUUUCAUUAGAAGAGGCUGCUCAUAUUAAAAAAAACAACAAGCUGUAUCAGGUUACAUGUGAGGGAUAAUCUUCGCUGGUGGAGCGAGGACAGAGGAGGGAAAGUGACUGUCACUCAAGAGGACAUUCUUCAAACCAGUCGGACCUGUCCGCUCAGAUGCUUCAAUCCUCCUUUUGUUUUAAAAGACACGAACAAACUCCUCCCAUUGUGUGUCUGUGCAGCUCAAAUAUCAAAGUAAGAAGAUGUCGUCGAUUUUCUCUCUUUGCAUCACUUUCUCGUUCUCUACAAACCUGACGGCACAUCAGUCAUCAAACACUGAAAAAAAACGAGCGCCCCUGAAAGCACCACAUUUGUCUUAGAUCAUCUAUUGUCACUUGAAUACAAACACAUUUUUACUCCAGCUGAGACGAAAUCAAAAGCACUUCCUGUUUCCGUCUGGAGCUCUCUCUCUCCGAUUGGCCGCCGCUGUCUGCUUAUUGUUGCAGAUUGCCGUCCAGACGAUGCCACGUCUUUUGUGCCUCCAACAGUGAUUAGUCCAGUAUUGUAAGGAGGGUAGUUCUCAGUAUUACAGUAUUCUCUGUAUUGUUCAUGCGCAGUAACAGCAAACUCAGCAGUAAUGGUGGGUUCUCUGCUGCGUGUGCUUUCUCAAGGAUGUGGUCGAUGUGUGCCCCAGACGUCCGUUUGAAGCCGCCGCGUUCGGACAUAUUGUGAAGAACUUCAAAAUAAUGAAAUCAAGAUUUAAUCAGGAGGAAGUUGACGCUCCAUUCUUGCACAACACAAAAAGGAUUUGAGUGAAAUCAGAAUAAAGUUUGUGAAAACGUAUUUGAUAGGGGUGGGAGAAAAAAUCGAUUCACAUGAGUAUCGGAACUUUUUUUACAAUCUUUAAAUCAAUUUUUUUUAAGAACCUUGUUUUUUUUUUUUUUCAAAUUAAAGAAUAAAGGUCCUUACACACCGACAACGAUGCAAAUAUAUGACACGAAAUUACGAAAUAUUCUGAGGUGAAUUUUGGCGCGCCUGACUAUACACAUCAAGCAACUUUCUGGGAGGAAAAAAGAAAAAAAAAAGUUAAUUAGCACUCGGGCCCGACUGGUAUGGAUUUUUGGGGCCGAUGCCUAUACCGAUUAUUAGGGGGGAGAAAAAUCAGAUUUCCAAUUAAUCGUCUGAUUUCUAAAAAUUUUUAGAUUUUCUAUUUUUAGUCGCAACUGCGGGUGAAACGGUCGCACUGUCGAGCCCUGGUAAAUAUAGUUCCUGGAAUAGUCUGUAGACAAUCAUAAUCGUUCAACUGUUUCACUGGUGUUAAAAAUGCAGACUAAAGAUCGAGAAAAUCGACAAUAUUGUAGAAUCACAAUUUAAAUCGAAUUGGCAUCCAAAAAAAUCGUAGAAGAAUCGGAAUCGUGAGAAGAGCAUAUCAAAACAGAGCCCUAGUAUUUGAUGGUUUAGCUCUGGUUUCCUUUCCUCUUCACUCUAAAUAAAGGUUUAGGUGAGAGCAGAGAACAGGAAGGAAGGAAGGAAGUGAGUGAGUGGACCACGAAGGUGAAAAUGAGCUCAGUAAGGUGGCACAGAGUAAUCCUUCACUCUGAUUCAGUUGUUUUCAUGAAACCAAAACUGUCAUUUGCAUUAAAAUGUGAUUUCACAGCGCUCUCUUCUUCUAACCGUGUGAACGUUCGACCUCCUCUGACCACAAAAAGCUGGAGUAACAUUCAAGUCACAAAACAAAGAUUUAAAAUAAACCAGGAGACUUUUUUUAAAACUUUGAAAACAAAAGAACAGAAAACUAAAAGUCUGCAGUGAGAGGCAAGAUGCCGGGAAUUGUUGGUAAAAGUUCUAUUCUGCUUCUCUUCUUUCUCUUUUUUAGGAGUUUAUGAGGAGUACGUCGCUCAACCAGCAGAUAUGAACGGUAGCAGUCCCACCAAACUCGUGGACCCCCUAGAGGACCCGCUGCCUGGACUGGGCACCUAUGAAGACUUCAACACCAUCGACUGGGUCAGGGAGAAGAGCAAGGACAGAGACCGGCACAGAGAGGUAGGAAAGAAAGAGUGUUUGUGUGUGUGUGUUAAAAACAUGAAGAAGAUCUAGAGCGGACCAUCUAACACCUCUGUGUUGAUCCAGAUCACCAACAAGAGCCGACAGUCCACUGUGGCUCUGCUGCACAGCGUCAGUGAUGCCUUCUCGGGGUGGCUCCUCAUGCUGCUGGUGGGACUCAUGUCAGGUACUGUAUUUAUGACUCCUCUAUGCGUGCGUAUAAGAACUUUAGCCAAUCAGAACCUGCCUUACUUCAUAAGUAAACAGAAGCUGAGAGUUAAACUUUUCUCAUGCAUGACCCCCGAACUUCCUCUUUGUCACUCAGGCGCUCUGGCCGGCGGCAUCGACAUCGCGGCCCACUGGCUGACGGACAUGAAGGACGGCGUCUGCCUCAUCGGCUUCUGGUUCAACCACGAGCACUGCUGCUGGACGUCCAACGAGACCACGUUCCAGGAGAGGGACCGCUGCCCUCAGUGGCAGAGUUGGGGCGAACUCAUCACAGGGACCCCGCAUGUAAGACCACGACCAAAACCGUCUGUUUGAAAAGAAAAGAUGGGAUACAAACGAGACUAAAUCUGUGAGAGAAAAGCCUGGCCCUUUGCUGCCAUCUGCUGGUCAAAAGAUGUCAUAACAAAUAAAACAAAAAGCUUCUGUAUUAGUUCAGUUUGAGUGAUCACCUCUCCUUAUUUCCCACGUUUCUGUCCUCAGGGCGCGUUUGCCUACAUCAUGAACUACAUGAUGUACAUCUUCUGGGCGCUGCUCUUCUCCUUCCUCGCCGUCACCUUGGUCAGAGCCUUCGCUCCGUACGCCUGCGGCUCAGGAAUACCAGAGGUAUGAAAACCAGACACUUUCUUCACAGACAGGAUGAUAAACAGGAUUCUUCGACCGCAUAUUAAUACGUUUCUGUUCUCGUUUACUUUACCCUGUUUUAUUUUUAUGUCUCGGAAUCGAAGCCACAAACAUCGCUGCGGGAGUAAACGCUUUAAAGAUGUCCGGGUCGCCUCAAACUCUGCAAAAAGCUCUUUUGUAUUUUGAUUAUCUUUGUUUGCCAUCUAUAAAUAUUUUGCAGAUCGCUCCAUCUGCUUGUCCUCUCCCCGUUGUCGAUUAGAUUUGGUGAAAUUUUAUCAACAUGGAGAAGAGAAACAGCCGACUUCUCCCUCCUACUCCUCCUCUUUGCUCUCCUACCGUCAGUGUUUACUCUCUUGUCUCGUCUUUCCCUCUUUGUUUCGGAGGAAAUCAGCAGAGCUCAAACACAUCUAGGCUGAUUCACCGCUUUCAUAUACACACAGUCAAACACAGACCAUCUCUAAUUUCUAAGAAGUCAAAUCCGAGAGGUCAGACGGUUUAUUUAGAAGAAAAUUAAACCCCAAACUUCUUCUUCUCCUUCUUAAGUGUUUCCUCUUUUCUCUCAGAUCAAAACCAUCCUGAGCGGGUUCAUCAUCCGAGGCUACCUGGGGAAGUGGACCCUCAUCAUCAAAACCAUCACCCUGGUCUUAGCCGUCUCCUCCGGGCUCAGCUUGGGGAAAGAGGGCCCCCUGGUGCACGUGGCCUGCUGCUGCGCCAACAUCCUGUGUCAUCUGUUCACCAAGUACCGAAAGAACGAGGCCAAGAGGAGAGAGGUGAGGACGGAGUGAGUUUUUGUUGGAAGAAUAAGUGUGAAUUUAGACCGCCUGGCUCUCAGCGUGUUCAUGUAAUCACUGAGUCUCUUUAGAGGAAACUGAGCUGAGCUUCAGAAGAGUCUGAACACACAUGUGGACUCUCCUCUCCACAUGCUGAUAGGAGACAGAGGCAGGCAGACAGUUCACACAUUUUUUACGAUCAGCAUUUACUCUAAUGUGAGCGAAGAAACACUUUAGACUUUCUCGUGUUUGUUGACGUGAGUGCAUGAACCAUCUUUCUGGUGAGUCCUCCUCUCUCCUCGAAAAAGAGAGGAGCUCUCUAUGCUUGCAGAGAUCUACGGUGGAUAUAAAAAGUCUACACACCCCUGUUCAACAGCCAGGUUUUAAACUAAUACUUGUUGCAGCACCUCAGUCUUUUUGGGUAGGAGUCUAUCAGCGUGGCACAUCUUGAUGUGGAAAUAUCUGCCCACUCUUCUUUGCAAAACCGCUCCAAAUCUGACCGAUUUAGAGGGCAUCUCCUAUGCACAACCCUCUUCAGAUCGCCCCACAGAUGUUCGAUGGGAUUCAGGUCUGGACUCUGGCUGGGCCGUUCCAAAGUCUCAAUCUUAUUCCGGGGAAGCUGUUCUCUUGUUGAUUUAGAUGUGUGCUUUGGGUCAUUGUCGUGCUGAAAGAUGAAGUUCCUCUUCAUCUUCAGCUUUCUAGCAGAAGGCUGAAGGUUUUGUGCCAACACUGACUGGUAUUUGGAACUGUUCAUAAUUCCCUCCACCCUGACUAAGGCACCAGUUCCAGCUGAAGCAUGAUGCUGCCACGACCAUGCUUCACUGUAGGUAUGGUGUUCUUUUGGUGAUGAGCAGUUGUUGAUUUUGCGCUAAAUAUACCUUUUGCAAUGAUGUCCAAAAAGUUCAGCUUUGGUUUCAUCAGACCAUAACACAUUUUCCCACAUGUGUUUGGGAGAUUUCAGAUGUCUUUUUGAAAAAUUAAGCCGGGCAUUGAUGUAAGAUAAGGCCUCUGUCUUGCCACCCUACCCCAUAGCCUAGACAUUUGAAGAUUUGUUGUCACAUGAUCUACACAGCCAGUACUUCCCAGAAAUUCCUGCAGCUCCUUCAGUUGGUAGCCUCCUGACCAGUUUUCUUCUUGUCUUAUCAUCAAUUUUGGACGGACGUCCUGUUCUUGGUCAUGUCCCCGUUGUGCCAUAUUUCCUCCACUUGAUGAUGACGGUCUUUACUGUGUUCCACGGUAUAUUUAACCUGACUGACAUCUUUGAAUAAUGAGAUCCCUCUGAUGCUUUGGAAGCUUUCUGCAGACCAUGGCUUGUCCUCGAAGAUGUGGCUUCAAAAAUGUCAGGAAAAGCUACAAGAACUUUAUUUGAGGUUAAUCAGAGGAACUUUGAUUGGCGACAGGUGUGUGCUGACUCUGAGUUUGAAUGUUAUUGGUUAAGUCUGAACACAGCCACAUCCCCACUUAUUAAAGGGUGUUCACACUUCUGCAACCACAUAAUCUUAGUCGUUAAUUUUUAUAUCACCUUCCCGAAAGAUUUCUGUUUGUUUUUCAAUUUUAUUGUAAAGGUUAUAGGUCAAAAUUAAAGGUAGAAGAAGUUGUGAAAUUAUUUAUCUUGAUUUGAUUUUUUAACAUGACGAAAACCUGGCAGUUGAACCGGGGUGUGUAGACUUUGUAUAUCCACUGAAGCUCUGUGAAUCCUGUCCUGAAUGAGCUCUUGUUCGUGUAAACAUUAAAACCUGAUGAAUGAAGUGGAUCCGUCACUAAACCCCCUGUGGUUUAUGCCGUAAGGAGGAAGGAGGGUGCAAAAGCAGGGAUCAGAAUCUGGGAUGCAAAUAUUGAUCAUGUUAUCCAAGGAUCUACUGUGAACAUGUAAACACACUCUGUGUUUUGAUCAAAGUAGAAAGUUUGAACUCUAUAACGCCGUUUUUUGGACUUUAACAGGAUAUUUUUCAGGACUCUGACAUCUGCUCGGAAAAUACUUCCAGUGUUUUUGAAAAUGAGAAAUUAAACCGGACAGGCUGUUGUGGCCUAAAGAGUCUUUGAGAAUCUCCUGCUGUCUGAUAUCUUUAGGAACAGAAGCUAAACCCUCAAUAUAUACGCUCUCAUGAUAUCUGCAGAAACAUCCAAACUCAAAGCAGAUGUUUGCUCCUCUCCUGGUCUGCAGGUGUUGUCGGCGGCAGCAGCGGUGGGCGUGUCCGUGGCCUUCGGCGCUCCUAUAGGAGGAGUCCUCUUCAGUCUGGAGGAGGUGAGGACGAGUAUUUAUGAGUUUAUUUUAUAACCUUUUAAUUCAGCACAGACUUCUUCAGCUAGAAUAGUUUCAUCGCAGCGAAGGAGGCGGAUUUUCCACAACACCACAAUCAGAAAUUUCAUCCUCACGAGAUAAUAAACCAAACGAGGCCGGAGUUUAAUUUCUUUCUUCCUCUUUGUUUGAUUUCUCUUGAAAUGAUGAAACUUUAUGCUGAGAACCGCCCCGCGCUGGCACUAAACCGAGACAUAAUAAACCGUGAAAGGAGUGUUUGCAUGUUUGGAAAUGAGUGUGUCUCAGCAGCUUUUGGAUUUAUCCCGGUCAGAUUGAGAUUCAAGUGUUGUUCGAGGGCAAAACUCGGAGAGCCAAGAAAUACCCACAACAGAGGUCUAAACAGACUUAAUCAUAGUUUCGCUCUAAAAUCAAGCUUCUGUGUACAGUUUGAUAUUUUCAGUCGUUUACACGUCCAUCCAUCCGUUUAUUUCUUCUUAUCGGGUCAUGGGGCAGCAUCUGAUCAAGUCCGCCUCUUCCCGGCAACACUUUCCAGCUCCUCCUCUGGGAUCUCAGGGUGUUCCCAGACCAGGUGGGAUGUGUUAUCCUUCCAGCUAACUCUGGGCUUACCCAAGGGUCUCCUCCCAGUUGGACGUGCCCAGAAGACCUCCAAAGGGAGGCGUCCAGGUGGAAUCCUUAUCGAAUGCCAAAAACCACCUCAGCAGAACCCUAACUUUAUCUCUAAGGCUGAGUCCAGACACCCUUUUGGAGGAAUGUGAUUUCUGCCUCUUGUAUCACCCGAAGCCCAUGACUGUCGGUGAGAUCGACUUGCAAAUCGAAAGCUUCGCCUUGCGACUCUGAUCCCAUUUUACCAUGACGGUGUGGUUCGAUACCCGCUCCAAUCUGUCGAUCAAUCUCAUGAUCCACUUGGCCCUCACUUGGAAAUAAGACUCCAAGAUACUUAAACUCUCUUAUUUCGGACAAAGACUUCCUGCCCACCUAGAGAGAACAGUCCACCGUGGCCAAAAACCGCCAUUUAAGGAAACUGAUCGGCAGUUCAAGACCACAGUUGACCAGUAGAGGGGGUGAUGCUGGUGUUGUUGAGCUGGUCACAGGAAGUCCAAACCUUAAAAGUACACAAACUCUGUCUUCUGAGCUCAGCUGCUGCACUGUUAGCUAGCAGGGACAUAAAAACUGACGGAACUAGACGGAGCUUCACGGUCGCACAGAAACUGCACAUUGCUGAACCUUUUUCCUCAUAAUUCAAAUACCUACAUCGUUUUUGAAGUAAAUUUGCUGACAGGUGUGUUUUUUCUUCCUCCAGGUGAGUUAUUACUUCCCUCUGAAGACUCUGUGGCGUUCCUUCUUCGCCGCUCUGGUCGCCGCCUUCACCCUGCGCUCCAUCAACCCCUUUGGGAACAGCCGCCUGGUGCUCUUCUACGUGGAGUUCCACGCCCCGUGGCACCUGGUGGAGCUGGCCCCCUUCAUCCUGCUGGGAAUAUUCGGCGGCCUCUGGGGGGCGCUGUUCAUCCGGGCCAACAUCGCCUGGUGCAGGAUACGUAAGUGUGAAACGGCGCAGAGAGACUGCUUGUUUUUUAAUCGAACCGCCUGUUCAUGUGUCUCUGUCUCCCUGAAGGUAAAUCCACUCGUCUGGGGCACUACCCCGUCAUCGAGGUGCUGGUGGUCGCCGCUCUGACCGCCCUGAUCGCCUACCCCAACAGCUACACCAGGAUGAGCGGAGCCGAGCUCAUCUCGGAGCUCUUCAACGACUGCUCGCUGCUGGACUCGUCUCAGCUCUGCGGCUACAAACAGGUCAGCGAGAGUAAACAAACCUGCUUCAUUCCUGAAAUAUGAAGCGUGACCAUCGGCUUUAGAAGGAUCUUCAGAUCUACUCUGAGACAGUUUUCCUUCCUUUUGGUCUGAUAAUCCCUUUUUAUUGCUUUUCCAUCCCUCUCUAUCCUCUUCAUGUUCAUUUUUCUCCUCCUCUUCACUCCCUGCAGCCGACCAACACAUCAGAAACAGGUGUGGGGAACAGCCUGGCCGACCGGCCGGCAGGAGAGGGUCUGUACACGGCUCUGUGGCAGCUCGCCCUGGCUUUAAUCUUCAAGAUGUUGAUCACCGUGAUCACCUUCGGCAUGAAGGUGGGUCCCGACAACACAAACAAAAACCAGCUUCAUCAUCAUCAUCAUCAUCACCGCUCUCAGACGCCACAUUCCCGGUUGCAUUCACUGAAUUCCCCCUGACCCACUUCUCAGUCCAGACUGAGUGUAAUUGAAGCUCUUGUUCAGACGCUGUCACAGCAGCAUGACUCACCAUCAUGUGGCUCAGUGGAGAUCCAAGUUAACGCGACCGCGAUCCAGAGAAGUGGAGAGUGUGUGACAGAAAUGUUGACAGGAACAGAGUCUGAUGGUGUGUGUGCAUCAUCGGAAGUCUGAGAUCGAUUAAAAUGAUGCAGAAAAUGAUAAAACAGGAACCAAUUUCAGGUUUUUGGAACACAUGUGUUGGUUAAAUAAGUUCGGAUAUGUUGGUACAGGGUCAUGUUUCCUGUUGUGUGUCUGUUUUAAUGCAUUGCAGCGAUUAGGAAGUCCCGUUUAGAUUAAAAAGCUUGAUCCUGUGUCCUCCAGGUCCCCUCUGGUCUCUUCAUCCCCAGCAUGGCAGUCGGGGCGAUCGCCGGCCGGCUGCUGGGCGUGGGCAUGGAGCAGCUGGCCUACUACAACCACGACGCCAUCAUCUUUAAAGGCUGGUGCUCCCCGGGACAGGACUGCAUCACCCCGGGUCUCUACGCCAUGGUGGGAGCCGCUGCGUGUUUAGGUGAGACCUGUAGAGGCCGCGUGUCUGCUGCUGCUGCUGAUGUUUUUGUGCCGCGAGCUUUUCUGAACACGUACAACGACUGGCACGCUAAAGAGUCCAGACUACGUGUCGAGCCUGACUUGGAAAUGCUUGAGAGCGCCUGGAGAGCAGCUGGAAGAGGGCGGAGGGAGGUGACGUCUCAGUAACCCCGCUUCAUUUGUCUAAAAUACAACCCAGACACAGAUAACUGCUGUGAAAUGAGUGGACUGAAGGGGAUUUCCUGCUGGUUUGGAGUCCCCAGGUUCAUUUUUUACCCACAUGAUUGAAAAGGAUCUCUUUCUGGUCGAGGAACUGAGUCAAGGUUUCCUUCAGAAACGAGGAAGAUUCAGGUUCUGGACUUGUAGCAGGAUAAAAACUCCACAGGUGUCGUCUCUCUGAGCAGACGGCCAUGACUCACUCUCUCUACCUCUCCAUCACCACGGCAACUACCUCCAAACUAGUACCCAUAAAAUUUCACAGAGGGUGAUCGCUCUUAAUGAGGCGUCAGUUUUUAAUCUUUCGUGCAGAGCUACAAGGCCUUAAAUCGCCAUUUUCCUCCGAGAAGACAAAAACAAAAACAAGUCAGAGAAAGAGAGAAAGAGACGUUUUUACCGAAACAGGGAAAACCCAGAAAAUCCCCUUUUCAUUUGACACAGUCUAUUUCAGUCAGUCAACUCUUUGUUGUCUAUUUUAAAGAAACCAGCAGACUCUGAUGGCGAUGCUCUAAAUGAUAUUAAAGAUAAAGGCGGUACUCUGAAAUAGAAAGUACUCUCUGGGAAGUCAGUCGGGUGUUUAUUUGUUUCUUUGUCACGCUCGUCAAACUGAUAAAGGGCUCAGACUCAGUCUUUCCCACAUUGACUGUAUCUGUUUGUCGCUAAAACUUUCACCUCCUGUCAACUCGCACUUCAUCAGUCGUCGCUCGAGGACAGAAAACCUUCAAGGACGCGUUCGGUUGUCGGAGCGGUCGAACGCCUCGUUCCUCCGGAGCUGUCGGGUUCGCAUAGAGCUCCCUUUGUUUCUGAGGUCUGCUGCUGUUUUAGCACAGUCUGUGCUUUAACACCCCACCCCCCCACCCCCCAUUCAACACAUGUGUGAUGCCCUCUAGCAGUUUGUUAAAUAUCCCAUGAUCUUCAUUUAGAUUUGUUUGUCUGAGAGGCUUUAAAACAGCACACACACACACACGCCUUUACUCCCUUUACUUCCCCUUCAUUCUGUAAAGUUAAAGCCAAUCUGUUGACUUUAUUUAACUCAUUCAGUUCCAGGUUCAUUUAUGCAGUUUUAACCCAGCGCCAUCAUUGACCAUAAUAGAAAUUUCCAUAUCUUUCAGGACCCACAGAAUAUCUCGUGCUUGGACUAGAAGUUCUUUUCUUUUCUCAAAAGAAAGGGGUGAUUCUCUCCUUUCACCAGAAAAAUAAGUUGGUCUCUAACCCACUCCUGUGUUUAGUUAUUCCCUGUUCAAUGCAGCGCGGUCAUAUCAUCUUUGCCGAUCAAGGAAAGGAGCAACUUUCAAGCGGAACUCUGAUCCUCUAUUUCAUUUCACUUCAAACUACUUUACCGGUGGCAUCAAGGUCCUCCCUCUUUGGACAACACAAAGAUUCGAUUGUGAUAGAUCUUGUAUCACCCCAAGUGAUACUUGUCAUAUUGGCUCUCAAGAACCCUGACGCCACGACGUAAACCAUGCAGAAUGUUUGCGUUCUCCUCGCUGAAUUCCGGCUCAGUCUCGCUCACCAUUACCGGCACCGGCAACACGACGACACGCCGGAAAAUUGUUUUUUUGAUCGCCUGCUGACGAUGUGAAGAGAUGAUAGCACUGCGCCCACGGGAGCCGAUGCGCUGAGACCGUUUGCUCUUGGCUAAUGACUUUGGCAUUUUCCUAUUUUGCUCAUAGAGAAAAAACACUCCACAAGUAGGCUAAUUGGCACACUUGGUGGCACACUUCUCACUGGCAAGUACUUGUUUUUGUUAUUGUAACAUGGUUAUGACGUAUUUGUCGACUUUUCUGCGUUCAGAGCGACCCCAAACUUAGUCGCAUCUUAGGGCGAAGCGCCCUCUGAUGGAAAACAAAAAAACUCCAAAAUCCGUCAAUGGCACUGAAUGAGUUAAAAGGCUCUGUGGAUGAUAUCUCCAUUUUUCACAUGCUUGUCAGGCCUUAAAAAUACCACCAGCACCCAGCCAGAAAACUCGAUUCCAUCGUGAUUGAAUUAGGUCUGGUGCAUGUUUAUCGUAGGAGCAUCAAUUCUGAAUCCUGGCAGAAAUAGAAAGACUAAAACUAACAGGCUCUGAUUCACAUUUGCAGCUUCUUCUGCUGUCAGUGCUCCGCAUAUAAGAGGCUGUUCAGAAGAUGUUGCUCAAUACCUAAUGAGGGAUCUGCUUUCUCCCGCUAAAGACAUGUGAAUGUAAUGAGUCUCUUUUCUCAGCAAGACAAUGUUCGACACGAGGAAACAAUCCCGGCGGUGUUAAAUCACCCUGUUUUUUUUCUGUCAGUGGUUUCAAAAGCGCGGGCCGGGCGCUGGUGGUUAAAAGCAGCAGGAGGCCCCCCGAAAAGAGGGCCGCGGUAUCGUGUUCAGUGUCGAGGGAUGAUCGUAAACAGACCGGAGCAGAAAAUGAAGAGCUCAAACUCAACGGAGAAAAGUCUGAAUCGGUCGAUCCUGCUCUAAAUCUGACAGGAGUCGUCCUUUACAGCCUGAUGCAACUUUAUUACCAUGUUGAGUCUGAAUCCUUGCAACUGUUUCAUGGAGAACGACACAUGGAACUUCAGCCGUUGCCUUGGAAGUAUAAACAUAUCCUCUUUCUGUCUCUGCUCAGGUGGAGUAACUCGUAUGACGGUAUCCCUGGUCGUCAUCAUGUUCGAGCUGACGGGCGGUCUGGAGUACAUCGUCCCCCUCAUGGCUGCGACCAUGACCAGCAAAUGGGUGGCAGAUGCUUUCGGCAGAGAGGGGAUCUACGAGGUGAGUCGCCCGUGCGUGUGCGAUGUUUCGUACGUGUUUGAUGGAGGAGGUCAGGGUUCUGAGUGUACGACUUGCGCUCUUGCAGGCUCACAUCAGGCUGAAUGGAUACCCCUUCCUGGAGCCCAAAGAGGAGUUCGAGCACAGCAGCCUCGCCGUGGACGUGAUGAGGCCCAGGAGGUCGGAUCCGGCGCUGGCAGUGCUCACGCAGGAGGGAAUGACCGUGGGCGAGGUGGAGGUACAAACAUUUAUGUAUAUUUUACGACAUUUUCACGACUUAGAUAGCGUAUUUCUACGUCUCCAGAGGAUUUCUUUCAUUGUGGGCACUGUUUCCUUUUUUAUGAAACAUUAUACUUUGAUAUUUUUUCUCUAGACGUUGGUGGAGGGCACUCGCUACAGCGGCUUCCCUGUGGUCGUCUCCAAAGAGUCCCAGAGGCUGGUGGGAUUCGUGCUCAGGAGAGAUCUUCUCAUAUCAAUAGGUCAGAAGAAUCUGCUCGUAAAAGGUUUCAGAUUUCGAUAAUUUCAGGUCAUUGAAAGUCUAAAAUAAUGUCCUGCUCCUCACAGACAACGCCCGAAAGCGCCAGGAGGGCGUCGUCAGCGCUUCCCAGCUUCUCUUCACCGAGCACACUCCGCCACAGCCCGCAGACGGUCCACCUCCACUCCGCCUCCGAGGCAUCGUGGACCUGAGCCCCUUCACCGUCACCGACCACACGCCCAUGGACAUAACUGUGGACAUUUUCAGGAAGCUGGGGCUCCGCCAGUGUCUGGUCACACAUAACGGGUAAGAGGAACUUUAAUCCGAUUUAAUCCCGAGAGGAAAAACAGAGGAUGAGACUCCCUCGCCGUUUGACGCUAAUGUGAAAUACUGCGGAUAGCUCGGGGUCAGAUCAGGCGUUAAAGAAAAAGCGAGGAAGUCCGAGGAGUUAAAGAUGAGGAGAAGAGACCAUGUAUCUCGUAUCGGGUUUCAGCUUUUUACCACAAAGACGAAGAAGAAACGAUCCCGCUUUUUUUUAGUUUUUUAAUACGACGUCUUGUAAAUUCUUCGGAGCCACAUGUGCCUCUUCAAAGCCCUGAUCAAAGCGCAAUUUAUGAAGCGUCUGAGAAGCCGAGCUGAGUUUGAGCCUGUGUGUGUGUCCUGAUAAUUUAUGCUUUUGUUCUCUCUCCUCGUCCUCACUGUCAGGGGCUGUUAAAGGAGCGAGAGAGUACAGAAGGAAAACAGGAUUUAAAGAGCGAUUGAGUUGCUCUAAUGUAGACAGUUUUACACCGUGUAGAUUUCCCCACAUGGUUUUAUUUCACUUUGUCGGUCAAAUUAAAUGCACAGCCGAGAGUUUCGAUGUCUUUGUCAAACCAACAGUGCAAACCGUUAACAUAUGACGAGAGAGGAACCAAACACGAUCGUUUUAGUGUGUCAGAUUUAUUUUAGACUUCACAGCAAAUCCGUGAUUAAAGACGCUUCAAAUCAUGUUUUAUUUCAUCUGCAGGAUCCUGAAAAAAAACGGUGAAACAUCUUCCAGAUUCGAUCGGGAAUUUUUCCGACAUGUGAUCUCGUUUUUAGGUGAAGACAAAGAGCCGAUCGCAGUUCACACAGAGAACGAUUAAAAACAAAACGAGAAGUUCGACCAACAAAAACAUGAAAAUAUGAAACGAAUUAGAAUAAAAGUUCGAGGAGGAAGGAGAGGGAGAUCAGGGAAAAACGAGGAACAGGAGGAAGCAGAGUCGUUUUUUUCUUCUCUUGAAAUCAAAAUCAUCUCCUGAAAAUGUCCGAUUUUCUCCUUUCUUUCCAGUUGUUUAUCUUAAUCACUCUUUCUUUCUUUUUAUGCUUGUCCGCUCGAUUUCAGUCGUUUUACUGCAUCAUGGGAAACAAAGGGCUUACACUUGUUUGUUGCGUAAACACAUCCAGGAUUUAGAGCUUUGGUUUUUUGGUUCGAGAUGUUGCCCAAAGCUGUUUCCGUCUCGACUUUUUAUUAAAUAUCACCGAAACUUCCCCGUUCAGUUCAGCUCCGCUCGGUUCCCCCUCCUCGCCGUCAUCCGUCACACUCAGUGACGACAGAGGAACGAUGUUGAUGUGGAGAGGUACCUCCGCUCGGCGCAGACAGCAGAUACUCCCCGUGAGACUAAACCUAAACCGGGUGUUUCAGAUCUGUUUAGAUGGAAAUCUGACGGGUUCAAACACGCGGCUCUCAGGGACCCAGGAGGAGGAUUAUGUAUAUUUUUAUGAAUACAGAAAUAGAGAGUGGUACCGCCGCUGUCAAACACCGACUCUGGACCGACCGCACACGGAUGAAACGAUAUCGCUUUUGGGUUUUCUUUGUCACUUUCUGGUCCGGAGUCACUCUUUGAGCGUUUUCCAGCAGGAAUGAAACUCGCAGUUAGAGUAGACGAAGGGUUAUGAGUUUGGAAAGGAAGAAAAGAGGGAGAAACAAGAGUGGACGAAUCAAGAAAAAAACUGAGAUGUCCAUUUUUUUAUUUUUUGAAAUGGGGAAAUAUGACUUUAUGGGAUGGCAACAGUGGAGGAGGCUGCUGGAGUGUUUGGAUGGGAAGUGAAGGGUUUUAGAAAAGAAUGACACCAGUCUGAGAUCAUGGAGCUGGAAAUCAGAGGAGAUCAGGGAGAGGAGGUGAAAGAAGAGGAGAUCAGGGAGAAGAGGGAGGGGAGGAGAAGGAGGAGAGCAGAGAGAGGAGGAGGAGAGAGAAGAGGAGAGCAAAAAGAGGAGCAGGAGACCAGGGAGAGGAAGAGAAAGAAGAGGAGAGUAGGGAGAGGAGGAGAAAGAAGAGGAGAUCAGGGAGAGGAGGGAGGGGAGGAGAAAGAGGAGAGAGGAGGAGGAGGAGAGGAGAGAAAGGAGGAGAGGAGAGCAGGGAAAAGAAGAGAAAUGAGAGGAGAGCAGGGAGAAGAGGAGAGGAGGAGAUCAGGGAAAGGAGGGAGGGGAGGAGAAGGAGGAGAGCAGACACAAGAGGAGGAGGAGAGAAGAGGAGAGAAAGGAGGAGAGUAGAGAGAGGAGCAGGAGAGCAGGGAGAGGAGGAGAAAGAAGAGGAGAGCAGGGAGAAGAGGAGAAAGAUGAGGAUGAGGAGGAGAAGAGAGGAGAGAGAGGAGGAGGAGAAGGAAAUAGGAGAGGAGAGAGGAGAAGGAGAGAGGAAAGAGAGGAGGAGGAGGAGGAGAAGUAAAUAGGAGAGGAGGAGGAGAGAGAAGAGAAGAAGGAGGAGAGGAGGGAGAGUAGUAGGAGAGAGGAGAGGAGGAGAAGAAAGGAGAGGAGGGAGAGUACUAGAAGAGAUGAGAUGAGGAGGAGGAGGGAGAGGAGAGAAGAGCAGGGAGAGGAGGAGGAGAGAGGAAUAAAGGAGGAGAGGAGGAAAAAUAGAGGGGGGAGAGUAGUAGGAAAGAGGAGAUGAGGAGGGACAGGAGAGCAGGGAGAGGAGGAGAGAGGAGAGCAGGGAGAGGGGGAAAAGGAGAGGGGGGAGAGUAGUAGGAGAGAGGAGAGCAGGGAGAUGAGGAGAAGAAGGAGGAGAGGAGUGACAGGAGGAGUAGAAGGCAGGUGUGUGUUUUUGUGAGUGUCUGAAAAGCAGAGGGACGAGAGAGAGGCCGUUUAGUCUCACAUGUGUUCAGUUUUCUUAAAGGUCAAAUUUUCAGAUGAAAUUCUUCAUCUGUUGAGUUUUACGGUGAAAUGGGCUGAAAUUUUAGGGGAAGAAUAAAGAACAUAAGAUCACAGCCCUCAGGAGUGUCCUUAGGAGUGCCCUAAGAUGUCUCCACAUAUGUCUCCUCAGAAGUCUUCUUAGAAGUCUCCUCAGAAGUGUCCUCGUGUUGACCCUCUGGUUGUUUACUCCUCGGAUGUGAAGCUGCUUCUCCUUAGAACAUCAGAACUGAAAUGACUAAUCUGAUCUUCACUAAAUGCCUCGUCCGUGGGCACGUUAGUUAGUCAGCGCACAUGUCCGUUAAAUGGCUGCUGACAGGACCAGUGACUUCUCCGAGGACCUGCGUGUGUUCGCCUCACAUGGACCGCUCAUCGGCCAGAAUCCAAAGGCGAGAUCCAGCCUGAGUGGAUCCAUGUGUGGCAUGUGAAGGCAGCAGAUUUUUGAGGAAUCACACAUCGUCUCUGAGGACAAACAGGAUUAAGAGAGGACGGAGAGCUGAUUCACUCUUGGUCCGGGAAUCCAGAUUGACACAGAGUCAGGAGAAAGACCUCGAGGCCAUGUGUGCUGCUGUAUCACUUUUUGGUCGUCUUGAGAGAUGAGAAAUGUGAUUUUUUUUCCGUCUGACUCACACCCACCUCGCUGAAGAUUAGGAAGUAUCUGUUUCAAGGUUGGCUUUAGCUUCUUAUCAGAGGACGAUGACAGAAACACAAAAACAUCCUCUCAACCCGAAAAUCUCUUCAAAAUGUGGCGAAUUUUUGUGGUUUGAUGUUCUUACUCAGUGUAUCUGUUGUCUCGUACCCGAGUGGUCAAACUUCAAUUAUUGGGCUGAGAGGAAUGAGUGAAUCAGGCCAGUCCGAUAAACAGCUUUCUAUUAACACCAGAUGAGUUCAACCCAGACAUCUGGGCCUCUCAUGAGGCCUGCAGUCAAACCGAACCCUCGAUUUAAAGCUGUUUUCUUUCAUUUUUAAUCAGUUUUGAACAACUUUUUAUCGUCAAAUAAAACAUGAUCCCAGUUCGAGCGUCUUUAUUUGUUGUUGUUCUUUUUUCAAUCACAUGUGCACCAGAAAGGAUUAGGGCCACAAGAAGAGAAAAAAGUCUUAACAGGAGGGAGAUCUUUUUGAUUUCCACUUUCCAAUUUUAACUUUAUUUAUGUCCUUUUUAUCUCCAAAUUUUAACAUUAUUCACGACAUUUCAACAUUUUUAAUCUCCAAAUUUCAACUUUAAUCUUAAAAUUUCCACUUUUUUGACAUAAUCUCAAUUUUUUUAUAUCAAAGUUUUGACUUUAUUGACAUAAUUUUGAUUUUUGUAAUCAAAAUUUAAAUUUUUAUUCUCAAAAUUUCAACAUGAUUCAAAACAUUUAAACAUUUUAAAUCUUAAAAUUUCAACUUUGACAUAAUUUCUAUUUUUAAUCUUGAAAUUUCAACUUAAUUGAAAUUAUUACUAUUUUAAUGUCGAAAUUUUUCGACUUUUUUUAAAAAAAUUUUUGAUUUUUUUAAUGUCAAAAUUUAGAUUUUUUUAUCUCAAAAUUUCACCAUUAUUCACGACAUUUCAACAUUUUUUAUUUUAAAAUUUCAACUUUAUUGACAUAAUUUCUGUUUUUUUUUAAACUCCAUUGACAUGAUUUCGAUUUUUUUAUUGCGAAAUCUCGAAUUUAACCUAGAAAUUUUAAGUUUUUUAUCCCUAAAUUUUCACUUCGACAUAACUUCAAUUUUUUUAAUGUCACAACUUUGAUUCCUAUUCUCAAAUUUUCAGUUUCACUGACAUAAUUUGAAUUUUUUUGACCUCGAAAUUUUGGCUUUAAUCUUAAAAUUCUGAUUUUAAUCUCUUAUUCUUUUUUCUCUUUAUGUGGCCCUCAUCCUUUUUUGUACAUAUUAGCUCUAAAUGAAUUGCCAACAAUCAAAUUCUGUGUUACAGUAACUUUUAUUGGGAAUGAGGCCGUGAGAAAACUUUAUUUCUUUAUUUUUUUGGGCGUAAACUUUAAAAAUAAGAAACAAAAGUGUCCGUCACGGUGCUUUUGUGUGCCUGAGAUGCCAGCAGAUACAUUAGAUUUUAAAUUAUCGUCCUUCUCUAUAGUGUGAUUCUCCGAUCGGCUCUGAUGGCGCAAUAAAACAUCACUUUUAUUAGCGACAGUAGCAGCAUUAUGAGGCGCAUGUCGAGGAUGUGUAUUCUCUUUAUCCUCAUAAAGCUGCAGCGCUGCUAAAACGCACCAGCGUAAAACUGUUUCCUCCUGAAACUCCCCAUCUGUUUCCACGCUCAUUUGAAUAACUCAUCACAUCUCUUGUCUUUCAUUAAAACUCGACUCUUUCCUGACUUUGUUUUCACUCACUCAGAGUGUGGGCUGUGAUCAGUUUUCGUCACUUUACUCUCUGUUUACGGUGUGUCCGUGUUCCUUUUAUCUCCCGCUGCGAGCAGAGACGGUAAUAAAGCUGUCAAGAGCAGAUCUGGUCUGGCCUCUUCUUUCUCUCGCUCUCCUCUCCGUCGCUGUUUCCACUUUUCGUGAUGAAGCAAUAAAAGAUUGAGUCGCACUAACUCCUUCGUCUCUGUCUGUGUUUAGGAGGCUGCUGGGAAUCAUCACUAAGAAAGACAUCCUCAAACACAUGGCUCAGAUCGCCAACAGAGACCCCGACUCCAUCCUCUUCAACUGAGCUCCUCCAUCCUUCCUCCUCUUUCUCCUCUCUUCUUCUUCCAUCUCUCCUCUGCAGAGCAGGGGGGAGGACCAGACGACACCAGCUCGAGCGAAACGCACCUUUUACCUCGUCGGCUUUAAGAAGGCAGGUCAGAGAGAGAGCGCCAAGUAAGUCCAGCGGUUUGCACAGGCCACCAGAGAACAAUGGAGCUUUCUUUUUUUCUUUUUUUUUUCUGCUUUCUGGAAGAAAAACACUCUCAGAAACAAUGACUCAUCGAACCGACGCUGCUGGCCCUGAUUUCAACUUCAAUCCAGAAGGAUGUAGGACAGAUACCCCGAGAAGAGUUCGUGGAUUAUUUCACAACUGCUCCUUUUUUUUUUCCCCCCUUUUUGCUUCAAAAAGCAUCAAAAAUUUAUUUUCUGCUUUAAGAGAAAAACACGGAGGAGGAGCGGAGGGCGGAUGAUCUUCCGUCACAGACACUGAGUGAUAUCAGGUGGGAUGAAGAGACGGUUUUUCGAGGAGCGGAGGGUUUUUCUGCCCUCCGGCCCUCCAGGCGAGCCCAGACAGAGCGCUCCUCUCCGGGCUGAUGGAUGCUCAGCCACCCUCCCCCCUUUUUCUCCCUCCUCUGAGAGCUUUCCUGAAGCCUCGGGGGUGAGGGAUACAGGAGUGUGAGAAGAGGCUCUGAAACACACACUUUACACUCCAUAAAGACUCGAUGACAGCCUGGGAACUCUCCAGAAAUGUCUCCUUCAUUUUUUUUUUGUCAUUUUUUGUACCACGGCGUGAGACUCCAGCCUGGGAACUAUGCAGUAUUUCUUCGCCGUCUCCGAUCGGCGAUUCCGAGGGUCGAAUUCUCAUGAAAAAAGAAAUCACACAAACACAAAGAUGAUGCUGCAAUAACCAUGUCAUGCCUUACGGAGGACGUUUGGGCUGCAAAAACCAAGAAUCAUGACACAUGAGUUAAUUUAUGUACAUGUUAAAUUUGUUUGUCCCACUAAAUUAUUUCACAGACUUGAACGUGUGUGUGUGUGUGUCGUGUCCGUUAUUUCUCUCAUUUCUUCUGAUCCGUCACAGCAGGAGUAAGAUUUUCGAUUUCUACAAUCCUCGUCAGAAUCAGCUCUGGAAACUCCGACUUGGUAGGAAUGUGGCGCUCAUGAAGUUUUUCAGACUUUACAUCCAGUUCCUCUCUAAUCCUCCGACGUGAGCGGAACAAUAUUAUUCAGCGUUAUUCUUAUCUCUUUAAAGCUCGUCUGGAUCUCACGCUGACUCGACCAGGAGGCUGUCAAAGCCGGAGACUCGUAAGGUUCAGGUUUGUGGUUCCUCAUCCUGUUUGCUUUAUUUAUCUCCACACCGGGAGAUUUCUCCGCACGGCGAGUUAUGCAGAAAUUUGAGGACGCGAGGACACGCCUUUAGGGGGAAACCACUGAGCGCCCUGGUUUAGAGUUUGUGUAAGUUCUUGGCUUGUUUGUUUUGGUGUGUGGGCACUUUUUAAAGUUAAUAUUUGGAGACAUGUUGUUUUUAACGGGUCGGAUUAGAGCUGGAGUGAAAAUCUUGAUGCUUUCAAACUUACUUCAUCCUGAUUUUGUUUCGUUUGUUAGUCUGUUAUAAAAAUCGACAUACGUUUCUGAUCUUUGUCAGGACUGUUUUUCAGGUUCGUCUUUUCUGCGGCUGAACUCCAGGUCCAAGAUGCUGCUACGUCCAAUCAGAGAGCGGUAUUUGAGACAGGGGCGUGUCUAUCAGACAAAAGACGUCAAAGGCAGCUCUCGUGGAUCCUCCGUUUUCACUCACCCAACUUCCCUCCUCUCACCUGAACUUCUGAGCUACACCGACACCAUAUUCACACUUUUUAGAUGCUUAUAAAUCCAUCAGAACGCCACCAAACUUAAGGUGACCAGACAUCACCGAUUUCCAGGGACAGUCCCCGUAUUGGAUGACCUGUCCUAAAGCUGUCCUUGAAAAUGUCCCCAAUUUAAGCGAGA